AUGGAUCCUGCGUCAUACGGGAUUUAUGUGGUUGAUCGGCGGUUUAAGGACUAUGAAGGUACAAUACGUGAUCUGGCACAAGUGCUGUACAACUUUUGUGGGCUUUCGCGACGUCAGCGCAUCAUAAUGCGUAAUCGCACAGAACGACUCAGCGAACUACUGGACUGGAAGAGUUUAGGAAUAUUUUACAGGAAUGCACGAAGGAUGGCAUUAGAAAGACUGUAUACAAAUCUGAAUGAAAUAAUCGACAGAAACAUUGGUACCGUACCAUCAGCAUCACAAAGUAGAAGGCAAAGCUUUGUAAGUUCUGAGGAGGAAAAUGACUAA
This is a messenger RNA of Thelazia callipaeda (thelaziosis nematode), 327 nucleotides long. The record is from the annotation of a GenBank genome assembly. Lineage: Eukaryota; Metazoa; Nematoda; Chromadorea; Rhabditida; Thelaziidae.